AUGGGUGCUAUCACCGAUAUUGCGGCCGGCUUGCUCCAGCCUACUUGGUUCAACCUGAUGCUUCUGAUCGUUCUCUUCUUCGUCCACAAGGAAGUUCAAUUCUAUAGAUACAAAGUCAAAGUCCCAGUUGUUGGGGUUCCCUUUCCAGGCUACAUUGGUUCAUGGCUCGGAGGAAUUUGGUUCGUCAGAUUCGGUCACGACAUCGUUCGUGCUGCCUAUGAAUCUGGGAAGUAUAAUGUCUUCCAGGUGGCUAUGCUAGAACGCAUGUUGGUUGUUGUUUGCACCAAGGAGUUGAUGGAGGAAAUUUGCCAUGCAGACCCUACUCAACUGUCAUUCUAUGCCAACGUCGCAACGGACUUCCAAGUCAAGUAUACCAUGUCAAAUGAGGUCCACACCCAUACCUGGCAUAUCCCAUACAUACACGAGAAGUUGACCAAAAAGCUCACCAAAUCUUUGGAUGUGGCCAUGGAUGAGAUGAUCAAUGCUUGUGGCUUGUUCCUCGGCACUACUAAGGGAGGAACUAAGCAAGUCCCAGUUAUGGAAACCUUCUUGGAUAUCCUCACCCGUAUGUCAAACCGUUUCUUUGUCGGCAAACCCUUAUGCCGAAACCUCGAGUACAUCAACACAGCCAAAGAAUAUGCCAAAGAUGUCGCCAUCUGCGGUUUCAUUAUUCGUGUCUGGCCAAAUAUUCUCAAACCUUUCAUCGCUCGAAUGUGUUCAAGCAUCCCUAACAACCAAAAGAUUGCCUUGAAACAUUUGGCUCCUAUCAUUGAGCAACGCCGCGACAAGAUGGACUUGCUAGGAAAACGCUGGACAGAUCGCCCUGAUGAUUAUCUCCAAUGGAUCAUGGAAGGCGCCGUCCAGAAUUUUGGCAACUGUGAAGACACCCGAGAUAUUAUGUUGCGUCUUAUGUUUUUGAACUUUGCAGGAAAUCACACUAGCUCCGAAACCUUCUGCAUGGUGCUUUAUCAGCUUGUCAAUCGCCCAGAAUACAUGAAACCGAUUAGAGAGGAGGCUGUUGAGAUGAUCAAUAAAUACGGGUACACCGCUCAGGCCUUCAACAUGAUGUCCAAGCUUGAUUCUUUCACUCGCGAAUGCACCCGAUAUGUUUCCUUGGGACCAGUCAUCAUUACCCGUACCGCAUUGGUCCCAUACACCUUGGGAGACGGGACUUUCCUUUCUGUCGGAACCCAAGUCUGCAUGCCCCACCACUCUGUUCACAAUGACCCCAAUAUCAAAAUCUAUGCCGAUCCCACUUUCGACGGGUUCCGAUUCCACAAAAUCCGCGAGGAGAUGUUGCAACAGAAUCCGAAAAAUACCCAGGCCCAUCGUACCGAGCUUUGGACUGCCACCUCUACCCAGCAACUAUACUUCGGCAAUGGUCGCCACCCAUGUCCCGGCCGUUUCUUCGCCUCUCUCCAGUCAAAAAUGAUUAUUCACUACAUUUUGACCAACUAUGAGGUUAGCACCGAUUCGGAGUCUCAAUACAAUCCGCAUACGUGGCAGACCAUGUAUAUCCCAAAUAUCUUCGCCAAGAUCAACUUCACACGACUCACGGACCCAGAAGAGGGUGUCGAAGAAGAGAUUAAAUUUGAUCUUGCCUAG
Molecule: messenger RNA, 1605 nt
Organism: Orbilia oligospora ATCC 24927
Lineage: Eukaryota; Fungi; Ascomycota; Orbiliomycetes; Orbiliales; Orbiliaceae
Exons: 6
Coding region: 1-1605 (534 amino acids)
Molecular function (GO): iron ion binding; oxidoreductase activity, acting on paired donors, with incorporation or reduction of molecular oxygen; heme binding
Source: RefSeq, a predicted model, not a curated record